CUCGCGGACGCCUUUACAACUUCUGUCUUAUUGCAGAACUGGACAUUGAACGCUCUUAAGCCGCGCGCAGUUCGCAGAUUUUCGUGCUCUAAUUUCGCACUCUGCGACAGGUAACCGACAUGGCGCCUAUCAGCGAAAUCUUGUCCAUCGGGAUUCGCUAUCUUCUCUAUGUCUUUCUCAUACGGUGUGUCUUGGUUUACGGCUACCGCAUCUUCCUUCAUCCGUUGCAUAACAUACCUGGACCGUUUGUGGCCAGAUUCUCCGACUGGUACGGCGCACAUCACGCCUUUCUGCGAAGAGGACAUGAAGUCACGUACCAAAAUCACCGAAAAUAUGGAAGUGUGUACCGUCACGGGCCCAACAAGCUCGUCUUCAACACUGUCCAAGCACUCCAUGAUAUCUACCAGAACGAUCGCCUCUCCAAAUCUCGCGCUUACCUAGCCACCAAACCCCACCCCACCAUCUCCAAUCUUUUCAACGUCCUAGACAAGCGCCUUCACCGCACCAAACGUCGUGUAAUCGGCCAAGGCAUCAACGACAAGGCAAUGCGGGAAUUCGAGCCCCUGAUGUUGAGCCACAUCGACACUUUCGUCCGUUCAUUGGUCAAGUCCGCUAGCAGCACCAACUUAGACGCAACGGAACCCAAAGUAGUGAACAUGACACCUGCAAUCAAAUCUCUCACCCUGGACACGAUCACCCACCUCGCCUUCGGCUCUCCUCUAUCCCUUCAAACCCAACCACAACGUCAUCCCUACUUCCUCCGUGGUCUCGCAAUAGCGAAUUACCGCACAAACAUGUACAUCCAGUUCCCUGUUAUCAAACACUUCGACUACAUCGAGCGAAUUCUGUACCCUUUCAUGUGGACGAGCCAAAAGACGUUUUAUCGAACGUUGAGGGAGAUGAUCGGUCAGAGAGCGAUGCAGGGGAAGGUGGAGGGGAAGAAGGAUCUCUAUGAGUUUGUGAGAGACGUGAAAGAUCCGGAGACUGGGGAAGGGUUGGGCAUGGCGGAUGUGUGGAGUGAGGCGGCGUUUUUGGUGCCGGCUGGAGGCGACACCACCGCCACAGCCCUCGCCGCAACUCUCCACUACCUAUCCCACUCUCCCUCCGCAUAUACCCGUCUCGCCCGCGAGAUCCGCACAACGUUCACUUCGGCCUCCGACAUUCGCCUCGGUCCCAAAUUAGCGAGUUGCUCUUACCUACGUGCCGUCAUCGAUGAAAGCAUGAGACUCACCCCGCCGACUCCUACGACCUUGUGGAGGGAGGAGAUCCCUUCUCGUAUCAAGGGAGAGAAGAAAGAGCCGUUGGUCGUCGAUGGCAUUGUAGUUCCGCCCGGAACGGAAAUCGGAGUCAGCAUCUAUGCGAUCCAUCACAAUGCAGAGUACUUCCCCGAGCCGUUUGCUUUUAGACCUGAGAGAUGGCUUCCUGGUGAGACCUUCUCAGACGCCAAGGGUCUUAAAAAGGACGAAGCAGAGAGGCAACGCAAAUUAACGCUCGAAGCAUUCACGCCUUUCUCCCUGGGGCCGCGCGGCUGCGCUGGAAAAGCAAUGGCGUAUUCGGAGACGAGUCUCGUGUUGGCGAGGUUGUUGUGGUGUUUGGAUUUCGAGCGUCCUGGAGCAAACAAGAAUAGGGAUGCUGAAAGGGAGAGUAUGGGUAAGGUGCCGGAGUUUCGGGUUAAGGAUCAGUUUAGUGCGUUGACCGAGGGGCCGGAGUUGGUGUUUCGGAAGAGGGGUGAGGCGUGGAGGGAGAUGUUUGAGGACGAGGAUCGUGCGGAGUGAUGGUACUGGAAUUCUCUUGUUUGGCGUCCGAGUGACGCGACGGACGGCACCUCUGUCCUGCGAGCUUGCAGGCCGUCGUGGGGGAUACAGGGUGCUGCAAACGGGUUCAUUUUCUAGGGCUACUUACCCUACAAUAAAUAGAGCG
Messenger RNA from Westerdykella ornata, 1920 nucleotides. RefSeq names its product cytochrome P450. Bases 120 to 1775 code for a protein of 551 amino acids. The record is from RefSeq and is a predicted model, not a curated record. Lineage: Eukaryota; Fungi; Ascomycota; Dothideomycetes; Pleosporales; Sporormiaceae. Gene Ontology annotation, molecular function: heme binding; oxidoreductase activity, acting on paired donors, with incorporation or reduction of molecular oxygen; iron ion binding. The transcript is spliced from 5 exons.